Molecule: messenger RNA, 1636 nt
Organism: Megalobrama amblycephala (Wuchang bream)
Lineage: Eukaryota; Metazoa; Chordata; Actinopteri; Cypriniformes; Xenocyprididae
Product: beta-1,3-galactosyltransferase 2-like
Exons: 2
Coding region: 239-1342 (367 amino acids)
Cellular component (GO): membrane
Molecular function (GO): N-acetyl-beta-D-glucosaminide beta-(1,3)-galactosyltransferase activity
Source: RefSeq, a predicted model, not a curated record
CUACUGUAUAGAUGUGUAGCUUCUAACUAUCUCUGUCUAUCUACCUAUCUGUCUGUGAUGUGAGUAUUUAAGGAGGACAAGUUUCAGCUGUGGGUUUGUUCACUUGUACAUCAUAGGUGCAAAAAAAAGAGAGAGGGGAAAAAAAAAAAGCUUCCUAACCCCGCCCCUGUUAACAGGUUGUUAAGUCUGAGAGACUAUUCAGGAAGGAAUAUUUUUGUCAAAGGUCGAACACACCGGAAUGGCUGUUAAAAACUUUUGUCACAGUUUGGCUCAGGAUAGAAGUCCACAAACAAUUAAAAGUACAUUUAUUCUGCUGCUUUUCUUGACAUUCUUAGUGUCUGCCAUUGCUUUCGCCUGUGAUUUCUCUUUGGACACACUUUUCCCACAAACAUGGUUUACUAAAAUCAUGAAUCAGACUCAUUAUAAGGUAACUGAUGGCAUUUGGGCCGAUCAUAAUCAAAAAGAUACAUUAGUACCUUUACCAGGUCAACAAAUCCAAAACAGAGGUACAGCAAUUUAUUAUCACAUAGCUCAUCCAAGCAACUAUAAUUUCAUCCUGGAUGAACCUGAUAAAUGUGAGCAGAGUCCGUUCCUGGUCUUGAUGGUCCCUGUGGCGCCCAAUCAGUUAGCAGCUCGUAACGCCAUCCGGAGCACGUGGGGGAAUGAGAGCACAGUCCAGGGAAAAGCAGUGAUUACUCUGUUCAUAGUGGGUUUGACUGGAGGAUCCGACUCUGAAAAAGCUCAACAGCAGCUGGAGGAAGAGAGCCGACAACACAGAGACUUACUGCAGAGCAACUUUGUGGACUCGUACUUCAACCUGACCAUAAAGACGAUGGUGAUCAUGGACUGGCUGGCCACUCGUUGCCCUCAAGCGACUUUCAGUAUGAAGGUUGAUUCUGACAUGUUCUUAAACCUGGAAAACUUGAUGACCCUCCUAUUGUCACCCGACACACCCAGACAGAACUACAUCACUGGAAUGGUGAUGUGGAACCGGCCUGUCGUCAGAAACCAAAACUCAAAAUGGUACGUGUCAGAGGAACUGUACCCCGAACCGAAAUACCCCACGUACCUGCUGGGAAUGGGAUAUGUUUUCUCCAACGACCUGCCAGAAAAAAUAGUUGAGGCUUCCAAGGUCGUAAAGGCCUUUAACAUAGAAGACGCAUAUGUGGGUGCUUGUCUGAAACAGUUGGGCGUUGCACCCUCAUCCCCCCCAAACCCUUCACAGUUUAGAGCCUAUCUGGGACAAUAUAUACGAGAGGAUUUUUUCAAGGUCAUUACGACAAUCCUGGGAUCCCCACAGCAGCUAAUAGACAUCUGGAAGGACAUAAAGAGGCCCACAUAAAAGUACAGAAGCACAAACAAACAAAAAUGAGAAACACAGAUUUCUGUUUACAAAGAAAAGAAACAUGUCUAUUUAACACAACCUGUUAGCGAUACAUUCUGAUGGGCGUUGAACAUUUCACACAGAACACAUUCUUGAAGAGGAACGCAGCAUCUUGAGAUGUGUUUUUAAAGUUGAACUUCUUUUAACGGGAAACAGGGUUUUAAAAACACAAUGCUGAUGCACGAGAUGUAGAUGUCAAAAGUCCACAAAGUUUGUUUACAUAGAAAAACAAUUAAAAAGCAGUGCAAUGCA